Acytostelium subglobosum LB1 is the source of this 1104-nucleotide messenger RNA. RefSeq lists its product as hypothetical. The annotation marks the transcript as partial. The record is from RefSeq and is a predicted model, not a curated record. Lineage: Eukaryota; Evosea; Eumycetozoa; Acytosteliales; Acytosteliaceae. The transcript has a single exon.
AACUCUAUGAUCUCAGCAAUGGCCAUGGCCAACAACUUAAGUUCAUCCACAUCAUCAGCGAACAACUCAUGGCGAAAGUGUUGCCAACACACUUCAUGUCUAUUGUGCACUCGCGGCACACCUCGCUGCCUCAGCAUGAACCACCCAUCGUGGACACUUAUAUUGCGUGUCGUGUUCUACUCUUUGUCCCAGAUCCACCCAGACAAGGAGUUCUUUAACCUCAAGAAGGAGGUCUAUGUAUACCUUAAUGACCAUUGGGACAUCUUGUCGCCAACCCAGGCACAGUCGACCAACUGGAAGCGACAGGUACAGGACGCCCUGUCCCACUCGCGCUUCUUCCGCUCGGGCAGACACACCCUUCGUUGCAACGGAUACUGGCAACUGAAGCUCCUGUGUAACCCAUGGAACUACAACAACUCGAAGCAGUUCGAGGCCCUUCGCUUCGAGGACAUCCAUCCACCAUAUUCCCCAACAACAUCCCUCACCUCCUCGCCACAUAUGUCACCAGAGAUCUCAUGGAGGUUAGCUCGUGGACAUAAGGACGAUAAGUCACAGGACAAGUUUAUGAACAUCAACAAGUUGUUGGUAUCUGCCAUGAAUGACUCUGAUCCCGAGGAGUCUUUCGACAUGCCCUCGCCAUCAUACCUCACUGCCUCGGACUCAUUCUAUGGCAACAACAGUAGCUGUGACAGUGGCGUGUUGAGCGCCAGCACAACCAGCACCAGCAGCAGUGGUACCAGCUGUAGCCGUAGCAACAACAACUCUCCAUCAAUACUCGCGCACUCAAUCUCCAAGAUGAACUGUAACACGUUCAACCAUCCAACCAACUUCAAGUUCCUCCACAACAAGAAAUCCUUCCUCCAGGACUCGCCCAUCUCAUCGCCCUACCUCACUGGAUCACAUCGCUCCUCUGGCGGCCACGGCUCAACCCCCAACUCUGGCGUUGGCUCUCCCUUCCACCUCUCAUCUCUGCGUCCAUCAUCACCUAUCUCCUCGCCAUCAAAGUACAACAACAAUCCAGCGGCUAUCAGUCCAAGGGCAGAGUUUGAUGAGGACAUCAUCAUUACAAAGAUCAAUCAAAUGCGAUCCAUACUCAACUGCACC